AUUGGAAAAUAUCGAUGAUCACGAAGCGUCUUCUUCAGUUAGAGCAGAGUAAAUGGUAUCAGUGGCGAGAUAUGCUAUGGGCUUAACCACACCUGCAUCAUCUUGGAAGAUAAUGAAGGAGACGAUAAUCGUAGGCUGGAGAUCCUGUUCUUGAUCAGUGAUGUAGCGGCAGAGACAAUCAAAUCUGAGGAACGGAAUUGCUGACGGUGAAGGCGGCUGUUUCGCUCCAUCCAGAUGAAGUAAAUUGCCGAUUGCCAAGCCAAUAAUGCUAAGAUACGGAGGUGUUUCGGUCCAGUUAGCUGCUGCAUAUGGUUGAUAACCUGGGGCCAGGAAGUAAUAGGAGUGCUUCGAGCUCGCAUGGCUAGUGAUCCCCAUAUUGAAGCCGAGAAGGAACAUGUGAAGUAGAGGUGAUCUCUUGACUCAUUUGCAGAGUUGCAGAGAAGGCAAAGAGGGCUAGUUGUAUACCUCUUGGCGACCAAACGCAGGCUGCCCAAGGAACCACCGGCUGAUGAGUCUUGAUGAGGUUGUACACUUGACCUGUGGAGUAAGUGGAGAGUUCUUUCCCGUCUGGAGCCCAUACAAAUUUGUCCUCCUCUAGCGUCAAAGCAAUGGUAGUGAGAUAGACUUGUAGGUUUAGUUGAGGUUCUGAUCGAGGAGAGGGGAGCUGCCAAUUCCCAUUACGGUAGAUGGUAGAUAGGAUAGCAUCGUGUCUGAUUCCCAGAGCCGUAGUGGUUGAGGCAUUUAGGUACUCUCUGAGGUUCCCAAAAGGGCUCCAGUUGUCAGUCCAAAACCUUGUUGAUCUACCAUCACCAACCUUUACCUUGAUGAAAUUGAUGCUCUUUGUGAUCCAAGCAACCCAAAUAGACCCUGCGCGAAAGAAGAGGAGCCAUACUAGCUUGAUGUUGCACGCUACAUUCCAUUGCAGGAGAUCUCUGAUCCCAAGUCCUCCCUCAUUCUUCGCCAGUGUCACUGUUUCCCAAGAGACCCGAGCAGAGUGGUGGCCCUCUGUAGUGCCUUUCCACAGAGGAUCACAAUUAGACAAGGAUAAUUUCUUAGUGCAUAAGGGAACUCCUAAAUACCUCACUGGAAGCACUCCAUGUGUUAACCCCACCUCUGAUAUGAUCUUGUUAACUCCACUGGACGGCAUAGAUUGUUGAUCAACUUAUUUUGCAUAAUUCAAACUGGUAAGUGCUCUUCAGAUUGUUUUUUUCUCUUUCGUCUCUCUUCAGGACCAGUUUUCACGAGGACAACAAUGUUCAUGUAGAGGCAAAAUGCUCAACGGAAGCUCAAGUAAAUUAAUUACUAAGGUUAAAAUCAAUAAAUAAAAUUAAGACAAAUGAAAUAAGAUGAAUGGAAUGUAGUAAAAGUGGAAUAUAUUUAUUCCAUUUAUUAUGAAAUGUUUUACUUUGUAUUUUGUUUAGGUUUUUUUCCCGUAGAGUUGAUAUAAUGAUUAUUCUUUUCUAUUCAUAUUAAAUAGUUUACAAAAA
Raphanus sativus (radish) is the source of this 1487-nucleotide messenger RNA. RefSeq lists its product as uncharacterized. NCBI's taxonomy places the organism in Eukaryota, Viridiplantae, Streptophyta, Magnoliopsida, Brassicales, Brassicaceae. The transcript has 4 exons. Bases 687 to 1157 code for a protein of 156 amino acids. The record is from RefSeq and is a predicted model, not a curated record.